This is a messenger RNA of Aspergillus eucalypticola CBS 122712, 2177 nucleotides long. RefSeq names its product Zn(II)2Cys6 transcription factor. NCBI's taxonomy places the organism in Eukaryota, Fungi, Ascomycota, Eurotiomycetes, Eurotiales, Aspergillaceae. Gene Ontology annotation, biological process: regulation of DNA-templated transcription; DNA-templated transcription. The coding region runs from base 90 to 2177 and encodes 695 amino acids. The transcript has 7 exons. The record is from RefSeq and is a predicted model, not a curated record. Gene Ontology annotation, molecular function: DNA binding; zinc ion binding; DNA-binding transcription factor activity, RNA polymerase II-specific.
CUUCACGGAGCUUCUUUUGUCUCCAUUAAUUGAAUGACUCACAAUUUUUAGCUCAGGCAUUAUGGGCAGUUUCCCAUACUGCCCCUACAAUGAAUUCCCCACCCUCCCGUCGGCCUGGUCGCCAGAGACGACCGCGAGUUCCUGAUGCGCUCCGCAAGAGAGCCGCGCGCGCAUGCCUGCCUUGUCGCCAACACAAGGAAAAAUGCCAUGGUGGCGGUCCACCCUGCGCACGCUGCCAACAAUACAAGCGCACCUGCCACUUCGAAGAUACUCGACCCAAGCCGACAGGUAUGUCCGCAGUACCGUUGCAGCGUGAGUUCCAAAUGGAGCGCAUUAUACGUCACUUCCUAGGCGAGGACAUCUCGCUCAAUCCCGCUCGGCUGGAGGAGACUGCGGACUUGUUGGAAAGCGGACGGUACCGUGGAACUCCUCUAGAGACGCGAGGGGUGGAGGAUGAAGACCAGACACCCGAGAGCUAUUCGUUGGAGCCAUUGUCCACGAACACCAUGCACUAUUCAGGGGAAUUAUCGCAUUGGAAUUUCUCCAAAAUGAUCCGUCGACGUCUACAGAGCUUGGGCACUCCUAAAGGACAGAAUGAUGGCUUGAAUCCCUCGGAUGGAUUCUUUCGCGCUACUGGUCUGCAAUCGGCCAGUUCGUGUGUCGCCUUGGCUAUAGGGUACUUCCCACCUCGUCCUGUUGCCGAAUUCCUCACCAAUACAUUUCUCGAGCAUGCACAGACGAACUAUUUCUAUUUCCCCGAGACAGUCUUUCGGGAGAAGAUGAACUACUAUUAUUCUGUCGACAGGCCGCUUGUUAUCGACGAUGCGGGUUGGAUUUGUACACUGUUAAUGACGUUUGCGAUUGGCACUCAAUUUGCAUACAUGCAGACUUCCUCGACGGAGAAGCCUCCUUUUUCGGAAGACAUCCCUGACGAUCGCAUCGGGAUGGAUCUAUAUCGGUUCUCGUGUCGUUUGAUCCCUGAUCUCAUCACCACCGCCUCGCUUGAGACUGUGCAGGCCUUUCUAUUACUGGGUGUGUAUACGUUGCCGAUUGAUACCGCAGGAUUGGCCUACACGUACUACGGCCUGGCUAUCAAAAUGGCCAUCCAGAAUGGAAUGCACCGAAAGCAUAUUGCGCCGUCGGUUUCGCCAGUGAUAGUGGAAUGGCGGAACCGUUUGUGGUGGACAGCGUAUUCCCUUGAAAGCCGUAUCAGCAUCCUCCAUGGGCGUCCUGUAUCCGUAUCUCCCUUUGAAACAGACGCCGACAUGCCUGCUGACCUGGUUGAGCUGCGCCAACCCAGCGGUAUCUCGAAUUUACCGAAUGUCACGGCAGCCAUCCACUUGACAAAGAAGCUUGGGAAAAGCAGGUGGUGGGACUCGCUCCCGAAAACAUUGCACUGCCGCGACCUUGAUCCAGCCGGGCCCUUAUUUCGGUCCAAUGUGCACCUUGAGCUAAACUACGCUACCGCACUAAUUUACAUGGGCCGGCCUUUUAUCUUUCUACAAAAUGAGAUCGCGGAUAGCGGUGGAUAUGGAUCACAAAAAGAGGGUGGUCGUGCAGAGUUAAUCGAGGCGUUCUCGCGAAACUGCACACGAGCAGCCAUAAGAAUCAUUGACCUUUGUCAGCUGCUGCAUGACUCGGUCGGACUCGCACGCGUGUCAUACACAGAGUUCAGUUCGUGCCGCACAGCUUUGCUGGCCUUGAUUGCGCAACUCCUCAGCGGGUCAUCAGAACCGAUAGGUGGCGCCCUAACGCGAGGAUUGGGCCUGAUCCGCCAGAUCUGUGUAGGGUUGGAGUCGGCUCGGUCGGAGAUUGCAGUAAUCGAAGCGCUUGAGCGUGCUCGGCAGCAGCUUGGUCUCGGCGAGCGAUCUCCCCUAGGAGAUUCGUCUGAGACAGGCUAUGACCAAUUCCAGAAAUGGGCCAAGCUCUGGCGCCUAGGUCCUUUGAACUCGGAAGCUUUUUCACCUCCUGCAGGAGUUGAGUCGCCCAACAAUCCAGGCAGUAUUCCUUCAUUUGACGGGUUUUUCUCUUCGUUUCCGCAAGAACUGGAUGCCUUUGCCGCGAUUCCAGGCUCCGAGGAUACUGCAGCGCCGCCUAGCAUAUGGCCUGUGCCGGAUGCAUUUCUCUUGUUUCCUGGAAAUGUGGACGCCGAAUUGGAGUUUGAUAGGCCUCAAUGA